Hipposideros armiger (great roundleaf bat) is the source of this 6960-nucleotide messenger RNA. It is a transcript of the gene SCUBE3, whose product is annotated as signal peptide, CUB domain and EGF like domain containing 3. Gene Ontology annotation, cellular component: cell surface. The coding region runs from base 1 to 2982 and encodes 993 amino acids. The record is from RefSeq and is a predicted model, not a curated record. NCBI's taxonomy places the organism in Eukaryota, Metazoa, Chordata, Mammalia, Chiroptera, Hipposideridae. The transcript has 22 exons. Gene Ontology annotation, biological process: signal transduction. Gene Ontology annotation, molecular function: calcium ion binding.
AUGGGCUCGGGGCGCGUGCCUGGGCUCUGCCUGAUCGUCCUGCUGGUCCACGCCCGUGCCGCCCAGCACAGCAAAGCCGCGCAAGAUGUGGAUGAGUGUGUGGAGGGGACUGACAACUGCCACAUUGAUGCUAUCUGCCAGAACACCCCACGGUCCUACAAGUGCAUCUGCAAGUCUGGCUACACGGGAGAUGGCAAACACUGCAAAGAUGUGGAUGAGUGCGAACGAGAGGAUAAUGCAGGUUGUGUGCACGACUGUGUCAACAUCCCUGGCAAUUACCGAUGUACCUGCUAUGACGGAUUCCACCUGGCACAUGACGGACACAACUGCCUGGAUGUGGACGAGUGUGCCGAGGGCAACGGUGGCUGUCAGCAGAGCUGUGUCAACAUGAUGGGCAGCUAUGAGUGCCACUGCCGGGAAGGCUUCUUCCUCAGCGACAAUCAGCACACCUGCAUCCAGCGGCCAGAAGAAGGAAUGAACUGCAUGAACAAGAACCAUGGCUGUGCUCACAUCUGCCGGGAGACGCCCAAAGGGGGCAUCGCCUGUGAAUGCCGCCCGGGCUUUGAGCUCACCAAGAACCAGCGCGACUGUAAAUUGACGUGCAACUACGGUAACGGCGGCUGCCAGCACACGUGCGAUGACACAGAGCAGGGUCCCCGGUGCGGCUGCCAUGUCAAGUUUGUGCUCCAUACCGACGGGAAGACGUGCAUCGAGACCUGUGCUGUCAACAACGGGGGCUGCGACAGUAAGUGCCACGAUGCAGCCACGGGCGUCCACUGCAGCUGCCCUGUGGGCUUCAUGCUGCAGCCAGACAGGAAGACCUGCAAAGACAUAGACGAGUGCCGCCUGAACAAUGGGGGCUGUGACCACAUUUGCCGCAACACGGUGGGCAGCUUUGAAUGCAGCUGCAAGAAGGGCUAUAAGCUUCUCAUCAAUGAGAGGAACUGCCAGGAUAUAGACGAGUGUUCCUUUGAUCGAACCUGUGAUCACAUAUGUGUCAACACACCGGGAAGCUUCCAGUGCCUCUGCCACCAUGGCUAUCUGCUAUAUGGUGUCACCCACUGUGGGGAUGUGGAUGAGUGCAGCAUCAAUCGGGGAGGUUGCCGCUUCGGCUGCAUCAAUACUCCUGGCAGCUACCAGUGUACCUGCCCAGCUGGCCAGGGCCGGCUCCACUGGAACGGCAAAGAUUGCACAGAGCCAGUAAAGUGUCAGAGCAGUCCUGGUGCCUCGAAAGCCAUGCUCAGCUGCAACCGGUCUGGCAAGAAGGACACCUGUGCCCUGACCUGCCCCUCCCGCGCCCGGUUUUCACCAGAGUCUGAAAACGGCUUCACCGUGAGCUGUGGCACCCCCAGCCCCAGGGCCACUCCAGCUCGAGCUGGCCACACCGGGAAUGGCACGAACUCCAACCACUGCCAUGAGGCUGCAGUGCUGUCCGUUAAACAGCGGGCCUCCUUCAAGAUCAAGGACGCCAAAUGCCGUUUGCACCUGCGAAACAAAGGCAAAAUGGAGGAGGCCAGCAGAAUCCUGGGGCCAGGUGGUGUCCCCUGCUCUGACUGCCAGGUCACCUUCAUCCACCUCAAGUGUGACUCCUCUCGGAAGGGCAAGGGCCGGCGGGCCCGGACCCCUCCAGGCAAGGAGGUCACUCGGCUUACCCUGGAACUGGAGGCAGAGGUCAGAGCUGAAGAAACCACAGCUGGCUGUGGGCUCCCCUGCCUCCGACAGCGGAUGGAACGGCGGCUGAAAGGGUCCCUGAAGAUGCUUAGAAAGUCCAUUAACCAGGACCGCUUCCUCCUGCGCCUGGCUGGCCUUGAUUAUGAGCUGGCCCACAAGCCGGGCCCAGUCGCCGGGGAGCGCGCCGAGAUGGUGGAGGCCUGUAGACCUGGGCAGCACCGCACUGGGGCCAAGUGUGUCAGCUGCCCGCAGGGAACGUAUUACCACGGCCAGACGGAGCAGUGUGUGCCAUGCCCAGCGGGCACCUUCCAGGAGAGAGAAGGGCAGCUCUCCUGCGACCUUUGCCCUGGGAGUGAUGCCCACGGGCCUCUUGGAGCCACCAACGUCACCACGUGUGCAGGUCAGUGCUCACCUGGCCAACACUCUGUAGAUGGGUUCAAGCCCUGCCAGCCAUGUCCACGUGGCACCUACCAACCUGAAGCAGGACGGACUCUGUGCUUCCCAUGUGGUGGGGGCCUUACCACCAAGCAUGAAGGGGCCAUCUCCUUCCAAGACUGUGACACCAAAGUCCAGUGCUCCCCUGGGCACUACUACAACACCAGUACCCAUCGCUGCAUCCGCUGUGCCAUGGGGUCCUACCAGCCGGACUUCCGCCAGAACUUCUGCACCCGCUGUCCAGGAAACACGAGCACUGACUUUGAUGGCUCCACCAGCGUGGCCCAGUGCAAGAAUCGCCAGUGCGGUGGGGAGCUGGGUGAGUUCACUGGCUAUAUCGAGUCCCCCAACUACCCAGGCAACUACCCGGCCGGAGUGGAGUGCGUCUGGAAUAUCAACCCCCCGCCCAAGCGCAAGAUCCUCAUCGUGGUGCCCGAGAUCUUCCUGCCAUCUGAGGACGAGUGUGGGGACGUCCUCGUCAUGAGAAAGAACUCCUCGCCAUCCUCCAUCACCACCUACGAGACCUGCCAGACCUACGAGCGCCCCAUUGCAUUCACAGCCCGCUCCAGAAAGCUCUGGAUCAACUUCAAGACAAGCGAGGCCAACAGCGCCCGUGGCUUCCAGAUCCCCUAUGUCACCUAUGACGAGGACUACGAGCAGCUGGUGGAAGACAUUGUGAGAGAUGGCCGGCUCUAUGCCUCUGAAAACCACCAGGAGAUUUUAAAGGACAAGAAGCUCAUCAAGGCCUUCUUUGAGGUGCUGGCCCACCCUCAGAACUACUUCAAGUACACGGAGAAGCACAAGGAGAUGCUGCCCAAGUCCUUCAUCAAGCUGCUGCGCUCCAAAGUGUCCAGCUUCCUGAGGCCCUACAAAUAGUGCCCGUAGGCCCAAGACCCAGGUUUUGAAGACCCCAGACGCCUUAGCCCUCAGAGCCAGCGGCCCCCAUCCUCCGACGAGGAACUCUCUCCUCUCUCUUUGGAGACAAAAAUAUCACUAUAACAGACCAAGAACUCUCCCUUUCUUUCUCUCUAGCUGCCUUUCCUUGUCCCUCUCUGCCUCUCUGUCUCUCUGUCUUUCCCUCUGUCCUGUUUUCCCUUUUCCUACAAGCUCCCUGGAAAAGCCAUUCAGUGCUGGCUCUAUUCCCCCCGAGGGGUGAAAGAACAGUAUCCCCCCUUCCCGCCCCUCCCCAGCCACACUGCCCAUUCUACCAGCUCACAGCCCUGACCCCAUCAGCUUGGACGGGUGCUAGAGGCCCACCAAAAGAAGUGGGUCUAGUGGGGAACGGGCAGGGGAAAGAGGGGCUUCUGCCAUUAUAGGGUUGUGCCUUGCUAGUCAGGAGCCAAAAUGUCCCCUGGCUGUGCCCCCCAGGUGAUUCUAAUAGCCCAGGGUUCUGCCAAAGAAGCCUUUGACUUACAGGCUUACUGCCAGCACUGGUCCUCUGGGGCACGUGGUUUGAGCCCUGGGCUGCCCACACAGACGGCUUCCUUGUCUAUACAGUUCCUCUCCUUCUUCCCCCACAAUCUGCCUGGGGUCCAAUCCAUAGGGGCUUACAAAAGGCCCACAGCACUGGGCCCGUGGACACCGCUGAUUGCGGAAGCACAGCAGGUAUUACCAUGUUGAAUGCACUGCUGUCACUCCCGGAGAGAAACACUAGAGCUCUGCAGGACAGAAACCAGGUUUCCAAGCACCGCCAAGAGAAAGAAAGAAAGAAAGAAAGAAAAAAAAAGGAACAAAAACGUAUGAUCUAAAGGACUAGACUACAGAACAGUUGGAAGCCAGCCUCAAACACUCAUCCCUUUUCUUGUCUUCCCUGGCCCAGCCGUCCUCUCACCCCUACCGGAGUGCUCCCUGGGGGAGCCCUACUCCCCGUGCUAAGUGUUGUGCUUAAAGAAACAUGGCUGCCGAGCGGAAGCCAGCCUGGGCCUUACCCCAGAGCUGUCUUUCCCUUGUAGCCACAGAUGGCUUGUGGGCUCCACCAAAGGACCCUGCUCGGUAGCCAGCCCAAAGCCACCUACCUCUGGCCCCAGGCUGUGGGCAGCAAGAGGAAUGUGUGUGCACUUGGCAAGCCUUCUGCCCACCCUGUCCACAUCUAAUAAGUGCAAUCAUUUUGAGUCUUUCUAUGUUGUCUAGAGGGAGGGGUUUUUGUCUUCUGGUUUUGUUCUUUUUUUGUUGUUGUUGUUUGUUUGUUUCUUUCUCCUUUAUUAGAACAACCCUAUUUAUAGCUGCCCAAAAGAGAAGAGUAUAUGUUUGGAGUGGAAGAAAAAAGGUUUUGAAUCUCAUGAACUUUGAGUGCAGGAGCAUCUGAUCUGUCUCUACUCCCCACCAGUGGCCCCCCAGACCUCUAGAGCCCCUGGCUUGGGUCACCCAGGGCUGUAGCUCAGAGGCACCUGAUGUGUAGGACAGUAAUUCUGGGGACUUUAUGGAGCAGGAAGGAGAGGGACCUGUGUUUGCUAAACCAAUCCUGCUAUCCCUUGCCUCUCCAUGGACUCAGCAUGGACUUCACGAUUGUAGAGGCCAAUGGAAUUGGAACUGGUCAGUGAUUCUCCACCCCAAGUAGGGAAAACCUCCAUCUUUCCCCUGCUUUUCAUCGUAUUUUCCCCUGCUGUGCACAUGGAAGAGGACCAGGACAAACCCCCUGGGGAUGGGCUAACUCAGGGCCCUAAGGGCAGAGACAAGGCUGGGGGAGCCAAGAAUAGGACAGUUAGCCAGGCAUGAAGUGUUCUGCCUGACCCUGGCCGUUCUGCCCACCCCUACCUGUUCACCAUUCCCUCUGGGAAUUGAUUUCAAGCCUAGCUUCCUCAAGCACUGCUUUUCAAAAGGAUGAAGAAUCAAGUCCAUGCCCAAGCCCAGAUCCUGCACUCCACCUUCAAGCUACUGCUGCCUAUAAAAUUAUUUUCCAUUUGCUCCGUCUAGUUCCCCCAAAGCUGUAGUCCUAUUCAAUCAAAGGCUACCAAUUAACUCCCCCAGGAAACUCAACACUAAAUAAAGGAGCCUGACCUCCCUCCUUUCCCCAAUUAGCAUUCAGCAGUGAAAACAGCCUUAGGUAGCAGGUAGCCAAUGUCACAGCUAGAUCCUCUGACAUCCAUGAGCCAACACCAUGGCCUUUAUGGGGUAGAGUGUCUGGCUGCCUUUGUCUCUCUGUGUCAAAGGGGGUGCUGCUAUAAAGACCCAAAAUGUCUCUUUCCAAGCACGGAAAUGGUCAUUUAGUAGGAGUAUCCACACUUCCCAGGAAAUUCCAUGAAAACUGCUUUAAUUGACUUUGACCAUCCUGUUGUCCACCAGAAACUAGGAUAACUUUCUGAUUCCUCUCUCCCUACCAUUUUGCAUCUCUCUUAGCCAGUCGGAGUGCUUCCCAAUGUAUGCCUUCAGGGUCUGGCUUCUCCUUGCUCUCUUCCUUUCCUGUCACCCCCUACAUAUACACACAUAAACACAUUUCUUCCAUUCACUUAUUCCAUGGUUUCUGGGACAUGCACGUGACUUCCACAGUAUGGAAAGUAUAGACCACUAGGCGUCUUCAUUGAUGUCAGGACGGAUCUUGGUGAGCAGGUGGAAGGCCUGCUAAUGUCCACCAAAUUCGAUUUAGGUUGUCCAAGUUGGGGGUUAAGAACCCAGGCAAAGCUGCUGCUGAACCUAUAGAGGAAGCCUCCCUGGGGCAUCAAACUAGGGAUUAAAUGGACUGAAUGAGGAGUCAACACUCAGGGACUCUCUAGGCCUUAUACAGGUCAGACAGAAAAAUAGGAUUUUACCAGUGUGGGGAAGUGGAGAGACGAUAUAAAUGGGAACCCUUCAUGAAAUCAGCCCAGAGGCCUCCCUGCAGGACGGGUGUUGACAGGGCCACAGUGCUGUAAGGCUUCAUUUAUUCUAGUACAAAACCUGCCCUGAUCUGAGUCUGGGAUUGGGAAGCCAUUUCUGCAAGAGCUCUGAGCACCAAGUGAUACAUAUCAGAAAGGCACUUAUAUCCUCAGCAACACACAAUCUCUUUUACUUCUCUGCCUCCCUCUUUCUGUAUGAUAAGCCAGGCCCAUUCCCCAAACCCAAGAGAAUUCUCAGAGUCAGGAGAAAACUGACCAGAGCUGCCCAGCCCCAGGCCUAUAAAUCCUCAGAGGCUGACGUUGAGCUAUGACUGCUCUGACUCCCUCAGGAUUGGGUUAGUUUGAGGUGGUGGAGGCUCAGAUUUAUUGCUGAAAGUUCAGUAAUACAGUUCUGGUCUUUGGCCCUAAGGAAACUUUAUACCCAAAAAAUGUUCUCCAUAUGCAUGUUUGAGGUGACUGGAGUGGAUUAGGAGGUCAUGUCUCAAAAUGUCAGAAAACGUAAAGCAUUCAGACUUUUGUAUUUGCUGCUUAACCUCAAUAUAAGAGGCUCAAAGUAGGGGGAAGAAGACAAAGUAUAAUGACUGUAAGCAGAAAACAAUGUUAAUCUGCUUGGCUUUUUUAAGAACAGUAAGAAAAAAAUGAAGCCAACAACACAAGGAUAUCUUUAAAUUCGACCUGUCUCAAUGGUGGCAUACCCUGUCCUUGGGCCAGUGUUUGGACUAGGAACCCUUUAAGAAAAUACAUGAUUAGAGGGAAUCCGCAGUUCUGUUAUCAGUUUAUCUAGACAACACAGACUAGCAGUAUGGACAAACCGAAAACUAUUCUGUGUGAGUCGAACUGAAGUUUCAGAGAAUAAUCAUUCUCAUGUGGGAGGCUUUUUAUUUUCAUGCAGAAUAAUUCUCAAAAUAUUGUAUUUAUAUCUGCCUUCCACUGCUGCCAAUAUAGUAAUCAUCUCCUACACAAUCAAUAAUAAACAGUAAGUGAUGCAGUUCAUAGAAUAUUUUGCACUUGGGGGAAAAAUGUAUCUUAACUUGUAAAAAGA